Molecule: messenger RNA, 174 nt
Organism: Rhizophagus irregularis DAOM 181602=DAOM 197198
Lineage: Eukaryota; Fungi; Glomeromycota; Glomeromycetes; Glomerales; Glomeraceae
Source: RefSeq, a predicted model, not a curated record
AGUUGUAUUAACUUAUUGUCUUUUUCUAUUAACGUUGAAAUUGCUGAUGAACUUGAACAAUUAAAAUCCGAUCAAGAUGAUUUAUUUAAAUAUAUAUUAGGAAUGGUGGCUGGUAUUAAUGAUAACGACUGCUUCACAGUCUUAAGUGAAAAGUUUUUUUCAACAGUUGUAAAA